Pangasianodon hypophthalmus (striped catfish) is the source of this 4475-nucleotide messenger RNA. RefSeq names its product nuclear factor of kappa light polypeptide gene enhancer in B-cells inhibitor, beta (gene nfkbib). Gene Ontology annotation, cellular component: cytosol. Bases 280 to 1464 code for a protein of 394 amino acids. The transcript has 6 exons. NCBI's taxonomy places the organism in Eukaryota, Metazoa, Chordata, Actinopteri, Siluriformes, Pangasiidae. Gene Ontology annotation, molecular function: protein binding. The record is from RefSeq and is a predicted model, not a curated record. Gene Ontology annotation, biological process: cellular response to lipopolysaccharide; signal transduction.
CUAAAGUGGCCUUUUCUGGAAAAUUACUGGAGUGAACGCGAGCUGUUCGGUUUCUCCGGGUGUAAACUCGGGUUUCGGGGUUUGGAAAAUGACCCGGACAUGGAGGGUGGAGCUGUAGGACGUGUUGGAGAUGAUUUGAGACGGAAUAUGUUUAGAAAGAAGCUCCUAAAAUGAGCAGCGAUAGCUAAGUUUACUCCUUGAGUUUAGCUAGCUUGUGAUAGCUAGCUAACGUUAGAAGAGUUUUGUAGAUUAGCUGGUUCUGAUAAACCUGAUCUGUAAAUGGAGUGGAUUCAUCAAGAUUUGUCACACAAUCUGAGAAGUGAUGCUGGGAAAGCUAGCCCGGGAUCGGGACUCGGUGUUGGAUCGAAAUAUGGUUCCGCAGGUUUGGGCUCGGAGAAGCUGCCGGAGGACUGGUGCGACAGCGGCCUGGAUUCACUCAUCAGCACCGAGUUUAUCAGCCUCGACAGCGCCGACCCGGUCCACAUCACCGCGGAGCACUCAGAGCCUCCAGAAGCCUGGAGCUCAGCCCGCUGCGGUGUGACUGUGGACGGGACCGAGACCGAGAGGCUGGACUCCGCCAUCGGGGACUCGAUCAACGACGAGACGGUGAGGAGUCUGUCUGAGCGCAUCGGUACCGUGAUCCUGAGCGAACCGACCGGCACACUGACUCCUCAGCCCGGACCGGAAGUGCGGGAUCGGCGGAGAGACGAGAUCUUCAACACGUUCAGCUUCAUAUCCGAGGACGGAGACACGGCGCUGCACCUGGCACUCAUCCACGAGCAGUGGGAGUUUUUUCAUCACCUGCUGGAGCUCAUCAUCCUCAACCCCACCUGGACACCUUACCUGGACAUCCAGAACGACCUGGGACAGACGGCGCUGCACAUGGCCGUGAUUGUGGGCCGCAGUGAGUGUGUGUGUGUGCUGCUGAGAGCCGGAGCGAGUGUGGAGCUGCAGGAGAGAGGAGGAAACACUGCGCUGCACCUGGCCGUGUGUGAGCUGCACGCCGAGUGUGUGAGGGAGCUGACGAGCUCGAGACGCACUCUGCCCCAACACCUCAACAUAUACAACUAUGCAGGAGUCAGCGCUCUGCACAUGGCUGUACAGAAGGGGAGGUGUGACAUCAUCAGCAUGCUGCUGGAGGCCGGAGCCGACGUGAACCAGAUGGAUCAGGGUUCGGGUCGCUCGCCGCUGCACUGGGCCGUGGAGUGUCAGAGCUGCUCGGUGGUGGAGCUGCUGCUUCGGCGCGGCGCGAGCGUGGAUCAGCGCUCUUACUCCGGACACACGCCGCUCUACUGCGCCCUCUACAGGCCAGACGCACGUCUGCGGGAGCUGCUCCGGAGCGCCGGGGCGUCUGACGCUCACCUCGAUGAAGAGGAGGAUGAGGAUGAGGAGGAGGAAGAGGAGAGAGAGAGCGAUGAGGAGGAGUUUGAUGAUGUCAUCAUCAAUGGACAGCGAGUGCUGUAGCUGUCGAGACGCACCCGGCCGACUUGCGUCAGCUGAAAGUGUGUGUGCGCGCGCGCGUGUGUGUGUGUGUGUGCGUGUGUGUGUGUGAUUAGCGGUACAGGGUUGCCCUCGCUAUGCUGUACAGUUUGAUGCUUAUUGUUGAGUUUUCCGAGCAGUUAAACGGCUGAAGCUCAGAUAGUCAGGACUGCGUGAGGCGUUUCACUAACCCUCGGGAUUGUACUAUACGCUUUAGGCCGCCAAAACCAGCAGCACCUGUUUCUGUUUUCACUCUUUUAAACCUUUCACACAUCAGAGGCGUUUUUUUUUUUUUUUUUUUUUUUUAAAGCUAAAGACAAGGGAGGGGCAGCUUCUCCAUUCUCUCUCUCUCUCUCUCUCUCUCUCUCUCUCUGAUCUUUCCACUUUCUAGCCAUGCAGUUCAUGUUAAACACUCAGAGGUGGUCUGUGCUACAUGUGUCAAAUGGGUAGUGGACGUUGGAAAAACAAACUUCUUAAAGGAGCAGUGUGGAGUGUACAACUUUUCCGGAUGUUGUCGUUGAGUCAGGACAUGGAAUCAUUUGGUCUGCACUGGAGUUGUGAGGUUCAUAUGAGGUUGCUAAUGAGUACAGGAAGCUUAUAGCAUCAUCUCCGUCAAAAGCAUCAUUUGGGUCAGUAAUGAAUUAGUCAUACACCUGGAAAGAAAACUUUGGACCAGCACCAAAACAAAAAUUAAAACCAGGAAAAAGAGCUGUAUUAUUAUUACUACUACUAUUAUUAUUAUUAUUAUUAUUAUUAUUUAACUAAUUACUUAACAUUUUGUACUGUUGCGUAAAACAAAAGCAUUAAAUAAAACUAACAAUUACUUAAUAAAGAUAUUAAUGGUAAUUUAAGAAAAUGCAAUAACAAAUUUUUUAAUAGUAUAAAUUUUUUUAUUUUUUUAAAUUAAUUCAUUUAUUUAAAUAAAUUAAUCAGUAGUUUCAAUUUAAUUAGUUUAAAUUAUACAUUUUAAUUGUUUUUAUUUUAUGCAACAGUCCAAAAAUUUCUACUCUUAAAAGCUAUUCCAUAAUGAAAACAAUCACUUUUAUUAUUGACAAGUUUGUCGUUUUUUUAAUUGGGCAUCGAUUGACAAAACUGGGCUGACGAUAAAUAAAACAAAAGAAAUUUGUAUAUUAAAUAAUUAUAUGUGGAUACCGUGCUUUCAGGUGGUGGGCAAAAAAAAUCCGUGGGUGAAGUUUUUCGGUUGUCAUUUUCAGCAGUUUUACUUUUCUGAUUUUUUUCUGAAAAAUUUUGAUGGGCAAGUAUUUGAGUGCAUCUGAAGUUGUCAGAGGAAAUCUGCAUCACGAAGUUAAAUAUACAGCUGAAAUUGGAGCUUUAUAACGACUUCUCACUUCAGGCCACGCCUCCUACCUGAGUCUGAGUCCAGCUUCGUGAUGCAGCUAUGACCGUUUUUAACUCUACAGCAUCAUUUUGUCCAUUUAUUUCACUGAGAACAGUGUGACAGAAGCAGCCAGAUACAGUGUGAGGUGCCAUUUAAACGCUUCAGCAUCAUUAGCCUUGUAGCUGCAGUACAAAAGACACUAGAUUGAGUAAUUGGAGCAAUGUUUGCAUUGAAUUUUUUGCUGAACUUUGAGCUAUAAUGAUUAGUAAAAGCUGAAAGAGCUUUUAAAAAAAAAAAAAAAAAAAAAGACCAUUAAACUGUUAAACACGGAUAUUUAGUUUGGGCUUGCAGUUUAGCUGAUGAGUUGAAAACAUUUAGAAUUUGCCACUUGUAGGUCUGGAUUUAAGGCUCUGUCUCUUAACGUUGAGCGAGUUACUAAUUAUUCUUAGCUCAGAGCCACUCGUUAUAGUGGUUUCGCUAGUUUUGCAAUGAUAACAGUCUAUCAUUAAAAGAAAAUUUAAAGUAGUAGCGUUUAUGCUUAAGCUUUAUCGAUGUAUAGAUGAUGCCUUAUGAAGUGAAGCAAGAGGAUAUUCUAAGCAGUGGAAUUUAUAUAUAAUGAUAUUUAUAGUGUUUAUGUCACAGCUUCGAUGGUGACCGCGUUUGAUUUAUAACGUUAUAUAAAGUUUUUCAGUGUAGCUGUAUUUUUUUUCAGGUGGGGAAGAAGAAUAAAAGUAGCAAAAAGAAAAAUGAACGUUUGUGAUGAGAAUUUUUUCCGUAGCUGUAGAAAAAGCUCUUGGCUACAGACCUGAGAUCAUUUCUACGAGUUGUUCAUCCAUAAAUUAAUAAACACAAUAACAGUUUUCACAAAUUCGCAAGUUUUCCCGUAGCACAGAUGUUCGUCAGCCAAAACAUGUUUGCUGUCUAAAGUUUCGAAGCUACAAAACUGUGUACGUGAAGCUGAAAGCUCUGGAGGUUGUUGCCAUCGUAACACCCCCCCACUCCAAGAAAAAAAACAAAAACAAAAAACAACUCCGCCUCCUCAAGAAAACUGGAAACAAUGCGUCUGAUAACGUAUUUUCACUCCGAACUUAAAUUUGUAAUUUCUGAUUUAGAAAUUUCCCUGAUAAUCACACAAAGCUUAAGUUGUUCACUUGUAAGUUAAUAAACACAAAAGCAAAAAAAAAAAAAAAUCCGUAAUUUUCGUUGUUUGAGAUCUGAGAUAAUUAGAUACUGGGUCGCAUUACAACAUGGCUGCUCUGAGAUCUGCAGAAAUGAUCAAAAAUAAGUGACAUGAGUAAGGUGAUGAAUGGAAUGAAGGAUGAAAUGUACGUAUGAAAGCAGACAGGAACCUGUAAGUUGACAUGUACCGAUACGAUAAACGGGAAUAAACAACACAAACUAGUCGUGAGUUUCGGACUACGUAGGCAGUCGGCUACGAAGACUACGUUCUGUGGGAUAAAAAGAUGAUUCAGUGAUUAUUGGAAUAUAAAAAGCAUCUGUACGAUUCUGUAAAAAACUCAGCCCUAUGAUCUUCUAUUUCUGAUUUUUAUUGUUAUAUUUGUUAAUUUUUUCCCCCUCACAUAUUGAACCGGGUGAUGGUUGAAGAUUAUAAUGUUUAAUGCUUUAAAUGGAAAAUAAAAAGACAAAAAAAAAUGGA